AUUUCGGAAAAACUAACAUCCGUUUUGAAACAUAGAUUCUAUAAAAUGAAAUUUUGCUAAGAUAUUGAUAGCAUAAUUUGUUGAUAAUGGUUUUUGUAUUCGUGUUUGAUUUCCUCCCUCAAAAGGUCGGCGAACACCCAGGCUACACUUUCCACAGCAUACCAGCCACGAGUCUCGAUGCGAAAAAGUGGACUCUUAUAGAAGUUAAUCCAGACCAAGAAUAUUUACAACACCCCUUUAAGAUUAUUUUGGAAAACAACAUUCGAACGUAUGUAUAUAUUGACGACAUCAUGAUCUACAACGCUCGUUGUAAUGCAGACGGUGUACGAAGCCCCGUAUGUCCCUUCGGUUCAUUUACAAGAAAGGAAGGUUCAAGUAUCAGCUGUUAUACAUUUCAUCCUGAACCUCUUAUUUACGUUGACGCUAUUAAAUCUUGUAAGCGGGUCUGGCCUGAUGCAUCACUUCUUCAGAUUGAAACUGCAGAGGAGCAGACGUUUAUUUCCUACCAUAUCAAUAACUCGCAAGCAAUGACAUAUGCUGCUGACUUUGGAAUUUGGAUCGGUGGGAACGACAUUGAUACCGAACACAAUUUUGUCUGGAUCGGGUCUGAGAACCCCAUUCCUUUUAAUUAUACAAACUGGCACCAAGGUCAACCCAACAACAUGAAUGGUGACCAGGAUUGUGUGAUGCUACAGUACAGGACAAACAACAACGACUAUGAAUGGGGAGAUGUCGGGUGUGCUGAGAAGCAUUCCUUUAUCUGCGAGAUGACCUAUGGCAUCAGUCACGCGCCCAGUCAUCAAUAUCCGAACACUGUGAUUGGUUAAACCAGAAAUCCAAUAUUAUUUAGACAUUUUACGACUCUCAAUUUCACUAUGAAAUUUUGAUGCAUUUUUUUCUAUAAUUGUUUAUGUAUAAAUUGUUAAUUAUAUGCAAAGAAUGUGCUUUGAUAAGUUUGUAAAUUCCUAUGCAUGCAAUGAUUAUAUAAAUGUGGGUUUGAUAAGUCAGAAAAUAUGUAAUUAUAAUAAUUGUUUCUACAAAUUGAGUAUGCAAAUAAAAUAAAUUGAUU
Messenger RNA from Saccostrea cuccullata (small rock oyster), 1069 nucleotides. Its product is annotated as perlucin-like. Lineage: Eukaryota; Metazoa; Mollusca; Bivalvia; Ostreida; Ostreidae. The transcript has 4 exons. The coding region runs from base 87 to 827 and encodes 246 amino acids. Gene Ontology annotation, molecular function: signaling receptor activity. The record is from RefSeq and is a predicted model, not a curated record.